AUGGCGUCGUUGUUCAAGCCGGGAUGCACGGAGGCAUAUCUUGCCGUGUUUUCAGAUGACACACCUGAAACAUGGUGCUGGCUAGGCUACGAAGGCAACUCCCUUGUCCCGGCGGGGACCGGCACUGGCGACGUCAACGACAUGGUUACAAAGUGCGAGGACAACAACAUUCUGUACGGUUUGCUACGAUUGGUCAAGAUGGACGACGGCGGCGACUCGAAGCGCGUGAAGUUCGUCUUCAUCACGUGGGUCGGCGAGAGCGCGUCGCCGCUCAAGAAGGGGAAGGUCGCUCUUCACAAGAAGGACUGCGCGACUCUAUUUAAGGGUUUCCACAUUGAGAAGCAGUUAUAUGAGAGGGAGGCCCUGGCGGGCCUGCAGAAGGAUAUUGAUGACACGCUGAAGAUGGCGGGCGGCGCUAACUAUGACAUGGGCAACAUCCGCAUGGGCGUGCAGGCCGGCAACUCCGACAGCUACAAGUCCUUGUUAGCCUCCCUGUUUCCCGCUUUCUUUCUCCCAGUCUCACACCAUUUCUUUUCUUCGUCUCCCCUCGUCCUUCCCCCCACCGCCGUUCCAGCCACCCGCGUGUACCUGGAGAUUCUAUUCUUCGAGAACUCCCGCCCGCUGCACCGCGCGCUGCUCUCCGCGCUCGUGCGUAUCUUCGCGCUCCAUGGGGAUGGCGCAGCCGGGCGGGACAGGGGGAAGGGCGGAGCCGGAGGGGGAGGGCGGAAGGGGAAAAAAGAGGGGAAGGGAAAGAAACAAAGGGGCGAGCGAGCCGAGAGAGAGACAGGUGCGGGGGAUAGCCAGGCAGAGAGGGGGUUUGGAGGCGGAGGAGUGAGGAGGGGAUACGGAAAGGCUGAUGGGGAGAGUGUUGCAGGGAGAGCGAGGGCGAUAGUGGAGAUUGUUAUCGCGUUGUGCUGUAACGAGUACGGCGUUGGUGGUUCUAAGAGGCGGCAGUUCGCUGCAGCUGCAGCAGGAGCGUCCAUCACUGCCGCCCAAUUCCAGGCACCCUUUGACAGCUCUGCUCGCCUCGUGGCGCGACAGCUGGCGCACGUGCUGAGUGCAGACGUGGCAGAAGUGGUGAACCACAUGCAGCCAAGUGGCAGUAGCAAGGACAGGCUGGUAGUGGGGAGCGAGAGGAGCAAAUGUGACAACAUCGAGGGGGGCACUGAUGCUCCUGUCUCGGAUGAGGGCAGGAGCACAGGUGCAGAAGAAGCCUCAGGUUUGGGAGUACGAAUCGGAGCAGGUUCGGGAGCAGGUUCGGAAGGGGGCGGGCACGUGGUACCAGCAACGAUGGAGCUAUGUCAGGAGGCCCUGUCAACGCUCUACUACCUGCUGCAGCGCUACCCCCACCAGUUCGCCGCGCACCCUCCCACCGACCUCACUCACGACGGCUUCGCCUUGCACCCUCCCAGCAGCCAGGGACAAGGCUCGCGAAGCAUUCAAGGCUGUGAGAGGAAUGGGCGCAGGGAGAGCAGUGAGGCUGAUGGGAGUGUUGAGAGCAAGGGCGUGUGUGAGGAGCUGCUGUCAGUGCACGGCGCUGUGGUGAGAGUGCUACAAACGGGGGUGCUUUCCAGAGACGCCACUGUAGCAGCGGCUGUCGCUCUCUGCGCCCUGCUGCCUCUCAUCCAAUCAGAAACAAGCUCUGGUGCAACAGCAGGAGAAGAGAAGGUCGAACAGGAGGAGGAGGAGCGGAGGGAAGGGCGGCUGGCUGUGGCUCUAGCACGCUCCUUCUUUGCCUCCCCUGCCUCCUCUUCCUCCCCUUCCGCCCCUGCCAUGCUGCCAUCAGCUGCUGUCGCGAGUCCUACCCCUGCUGUGCCUGCAGCGCCAGCAACCGGUGUAGCAGCGGCUGCUAGCGAGUUUGUGGACCCAUUGACAGCACUGGAGGCGUUUAAAACGAGGCAGGGGCGAGCAGCAGGGCAGUCGCAUGCAUGGUUGGUGAACAUGGGGAGGUUUCCUCUGUUCAGCCAGCUGUGCUGCAUCCGAGGCAUGCUCACUGCUGUUCCCCGCCAAGCCCUCACUCACCUCCUGCUGCUGCUGCCCACGCCUGUGGCCGUGCCUGCACAGCCGCUUGAAGCAGCAGGUACAGCAGCAGGUUUAGUAUCACCAGCAUCAGCAGGUGCAGCAGGGGAGGCAGCGACCCCCCAGGCAGUGGAGGUGCGCUGCUGGUCGCUGCUCUUUCACGGGCUGCUGCCCCGCGUCCUCUCCUUCUGUGAAGCUUCCUCCGACGCACACACCAAGUUCCAUGCGCUCACCGCCCUCCAGAUCUGCCUCCACCAGAUCAAGACAAGCCUGUUGGACGGCACCUGCGCUGCCUCCCGUGCACUGUUCACCCGCCAGGUGGCUCGAAUUCGUGCCGCGUGGCAGUCUGGGAUUUGCGGAGCGGAGGUGUUAGCAGCAUCAGCAGCAGUGAGAGGAAUCCAGGAAGCUGACAUAUUUCCUCUUAGCCAAUUGGUGGACAAGUUGAUGGAGGAUGGCGGUGUGCCGGCGUAUGAGGAGAUGCCACGUGGCAGUGUGGAUAGGAUCCUGGGCGCUGUGUGGGGCCACUGGGAGGAUCCGCUGACUCAGACGGCGAGGCAGGCCCACGUGGCACUGGACCUGCUGCUGGACGUGGUGGAGUGCGUGGAGAAAAGGGGGUGCGGGGAGAAAGGGGGGGGUGGGGAGAGGGACGUGGGGGUUAUGGAGGAUGAGACGAGCAGUGGAGAGGAUAUGAGGGGAAAAGAUGCUGCUGGUUUGGUAGGUGAUGGUGUGAAAGAUGGGGAGGAGAGAGGGAGGGGGGAAGAGGAGGAGGAGGAUGAUGUUGUGGAGGGGUUGGGGUUUAUGAUGGAGGAAGAGCAGGAAGGAGGGGCAGAGGAGGGGCGAGAGCAGGAGGCAAAUGGGACAGCAGAGGCGGACCCGGUUGCUGCACCGGGAGGGGUGGCUUCAGGAGCAACCCUCCCUGACGCAGCAGCAGGGGAAGGGACGGACGAGGAGGUGGCUUCUGGGGCGGGUGCGUCCUGUGUGGGCGGCGAGUUUCGGCAAUUUGCAAAGCAGCUUGCUCAGGAGGUGCUGGCGACGGGGCCGCACAGGAAGGGGCGGUACGUGCCCCUGGCGUCCCUUGCCCUGCGCCUCGGUGCUGCCCGCCUGCUACUCUUGAGCAAGCAGGGGCGCACAGGGGGCGAGGAGGGCGGGACGGCGGAGGGGCGUGAGAGGGGUGAGAGGGAGGGCGCUGCAGUGGGUAUGGAUGGAGAAGCAGGGGGCGUGCGAUUCCCUGUGGGUGUGUUGGGGGAUGCGCUAGCAGCCAUGGGCGAUGAGGGCGUGUGCUGCGCUGUCGCAUCCUUCCUCUCCCCCUUCCUCUCUCGCCUCCGCGAGGAGUGCUGGGCUGGUACAGCAGGAGGGGUGGGAGGAGGGGAGGGACAGGAGGGCGGAGGGGAGGGACAGGAGGGCGGAGGGGAGGGACAGGAGGGCGGAGGGGAGGGACAGGAGGGCGGAGGGGAGGGACAGGAGGGCGGAGGGGAGGGACAGGAGGGCGGAGGGGAGGGACAGGAGGGCGGAGGGGAGGGACAGGAGGGCGGAGGGGAGGGGGGAGGCGACGUGGCGUGGCGGCGGGUGUGGAUGCCGGCAGUGCUGUGCGGGCUGGUGGCGGGGCCAUCACUGCAGCGCACCAACGUGGCCACCUACGCCCUCCCCGUGCUGCUCUCCCUCGACCCCCCCUCGCUCUGGCCCCUCCUCUCCUUCCUCACCGCGCUGCCCCCACACAGCGACGGAGGAACAGGUGUUGAGGAUAGAUUGGGCAGCGCGGUGGCAGUGUGGGAGCAGUGGCCGGAGCUGGCGGAUGUGAGGGGCGGGCCGCAUGGGGAAUACCCGUGGGGGGCGAGUGUGGACGCGCGGGUGGGGGCGGUGGUGGCGCUGCUGCGCAUGGGGCGAGGCAUGGGCGUGCUGGAUGGACCCCUGGAGGCUGCUGGUAGUGGCAGGAGGGAUAUGAGGGCGCAGAGGGCGCGUUCAGAGGAUAAGGGAGAGGAGGAGGAGGAAGAGAGUGGGGAUGGGGAGAAAGGGAGGGCGGAUGGAGAGGAGGCGGGGAGGAGUGACUGGUCCGGUGGGCCGCAGACCGUGCUGACGUGGAUGCUGGAGCGGGCGACGUGGCACGCUGACGAGGCGGUGCGGGUGGACGUGGCGGAGCUGCUGUGCAUCUCGUUCCGCACCACGGCCAUGCCGUCCCCCCCCGAGCUGCGCCUGCUGGGACUCGCCUUCCCCCUCAACCUGCGCUGCUCCUCGCCCAACCUGCGCAUGCGCUGCUGCUCCAUCGUGCGCCGCUUCUUCUCCCGCGUUCGCGCUGCCGUGGAGCGGCAGGAGAGGAUGGCUGCCGUCACUCGCCGCCAGAGAACGGUUGCUCUGGGUGGAGGUGGAGCAGGGAACGGAGGUAAUGCUCUGGGAGGAGGUGAGGAGGGGGAGGAGGGGGAGGAGGGGGAGGAGAGGGAGGAGGGGGCGAGCGUGGGCGAGGUGCAGGCGUUCAUGCAGUGGCUGACGGCGCUGCUCUUCUCGUCGCUGUACCCCUCAGCGCCCUACGAGCGCAAGAGCAUGGCGCUGGACACGCUCUCCGCGCUCAUGGACGUGUGGAGCCCGCAUGACUUCCUCCCGCCCCACACUGCCGCUACACCGCCCCCUCACACCACCCCACACCUCCCAACCUUCUCUCCCUACCCACCCGGUGCACUGGCCCCCGGCACCACGCACCUCCUGCUGGCAGCAGCGGUGGACAGCUGGGACCGCCUGAGAGAGGCGGCGCUGGGGGUGCUGCUCAAAUACCCUGCUCCGCUGCCGGGGUUAGAGAGCGUAGGGCAGGUGGCGGAGGUGGUGGAGUGGGCGUGUGGGCUUGUGAUGAGCCCGAGGGUGAGGGAGAGUGACGCGGGCGCGCUGGUGCUGAAGCUGGUGUUCAAGAAGUAUGUCGUGGGGCUGGGGUGGCAAGUGAGGGUGUUUCCUACCGUUACUGUCACUCCACCUCCUCCUCCUCCUGCUCCUGCAGCUGCUGCUGACUGUGCUAUUGAGUCAGGGGGCAGCAACAGCGGGGGGCAAGGGGCAGUGGUGGAGUACCUUGAGUCGCUGAGCGAGUGGCUGGCAGCGGUGGUGGAGGAGGGCGAGAGGGACAUGAUAGGCGCGUGCCGCCACAGCCUCGUGCACGGCGUGCUGCUGCUUCUCCGAUACACGCUUGAAGAGGUUGACUGGACCCAACCAUCCCUGCAUCAUGCUGCUGCUGCUCAUGUUGGUGGUGGUGGUGAUGCUGAUGCAGCAGGGGGCAUGAGGGGGGUGCUGCGGCGGGUGCUGGCGCUGGUGCUGCGGGUGACGGGGCUGGCGCUGUGGGUGGUGGCAGCAGAUGGGUUGCGUGUGGACGUGGGGGAGGGGGGCAGGUUGCGCGUGAGUGACAAGGAUGCACAGGGGACCAGUGCGGCGUGCCGUGAGGGGCAAGAGGAGGAGAAUGAGGGGGAGGAGGAAGGCAAAUAUGGGGAGGUAGAGGGCAGCGAUGCCGAUGGUGGUCUCAGUGAUGCUGAUGCUGCUGAUUAUGCUGCUGCUGACGAUGAUGGCAUGGGAGCAGGUGCAGGCGAUGGCAGUGGGCAGCAGCUGGCGCCCGUGGAGCAGAUGGUGAUGGUGGCGUGCUGGCUCUCCAUGAAGGAGGUCUCUCUGCUCCUCGGCACGCUCGCCCGCUCCGUGCCGCUGCAGGCUUGUGCGGGGGCAGGCGAGGAGGAGGCGGAUGGGGAGGAGGGAGGGCGGGAGACGGGGAGGAGGGGAGAGGGAGGGGAAGUGGAGGGAGGGGGAGAACUGCUGGAUGCUGCGCAGCUCAAGCAAGUGGGAGAUCACUUCGUCUCCCUCCUCCUAGCCAUGAAGCACAACGGAGCGGUCGACAAGACUCGGGCCGGCUUCAUAGCGCUCACAGACCGCCUGCUGCGCUGCCCCUCGCCCGCCCUCAACGCCCUCCCGCGCGCCUGGCUCACCACGCUACAGCGCCGCCUGACAGCGCCCCACCAGACCCUCACCGACCUCAUCCGCCGCUCUGCUGGCCUGCCUGCUGCGUUCCUGGGGCUGUUUCUGGGCGAGCCGCAAGGGGCGCCGAAAGUGCUGCUGCCCCGCGCUGUGGCGUGGUUGUUGGAGGUGGUGCGGGGGGCGGAGAGAGGGGGUGGGGUGGGGAGAGACGCGGAGGGUCGGGGGAAUGGUGCAGAAGUGGAAGGAUGGGCAGGAGGGGAAGAGUGGAAAGGUGGGCGUGCAGAGCAGGCAGUGGAAGCGCUGGUGCCAGGACCAGCAACAGCAGCACAAGGGGUGCAAGCAGCAGCAACAGCACCUGCGCUAUCCCUCAAAGCACGCGAGGAGGGUGUGGUAGCAGCGGUGCAUGCAUGGAACGUGCUGCGCCUGGCCUUCCAUGACACGCACCUUGCCACCGACACCUCCGCCUUCUGCUCGCCCGCCCUGCAAGCCGCCGUCACCGCCGCGCGCUCGCCCCACUGGGAGGUGCGCAAUGCGGGUGGGCUGUGCCUGGUGGCGCUGCUGCACCGCAUGCUGGGCUUUAAGAACGUGCCGCGGGCGGGGCGGCCGUGGGCGCGGGAGCAGGUGGUGUGCAAGCAGACGGCACGGCAGAGCAUGACAGCCGUGGAGUUCUUCCUGCGCUACCCUGAUCUGCACGCCUUCUUCCUCCGCCACCUCCGUGAGGCUGCACUCGCUUUCCUUCCACCUGCUCAGCACCCCCCUGGUGAUCUUCUCCACCCCCCUGUUGACAAUUCCCCCUCCUCCAACGCCACUUCCAGUGUCACCGCCUCCUCUCCCCCCGCCUCCUCCCAACCGCUGCACCCCGCCCUGGCCCCUGCGCUCAUCCUGCUCUCGCGCCUCAAGCCCUCCACCCUCACCUCCCCCUCGCCCUCCUCCUUCCUCUCCCCCUCCGCCUUUGUGCCCGCCGUCUCGCUGUGCGCCGCCCACCCCCGCAUGCACGUCCGAGAGCUCGCCGCCCGCGCGCUUGUUCCCAUCGUGGCCUCCACGGAAGUUUCUGGGAUGCUGCUGAAGCUGGCUUGCAGCCUCCCUGAGGAGUGGGGAAGGAGGGGUGGGAUGAUUGGAAUUGUCGAGAGAAGAACAGUCACAUUCAUCCCGCUCGCCCUGCGGGCCUUCUCCUUCCACCCGCCUCUCCGCUUCGCCAUUCUAGACCCCACAGCGCUCGCUCUCAGGCAAACCGCCGCCUCCCUGCUGCUCUCCCCAGAAGCUGUGUGCCUGGCGGGCCGAGGCCUGUGGGAGGGGCUGGGUGCGGUGGAGGCGGAUACGAGGGGAGAAGAAGGGGUGGGAGAGAGUGGGGCGUGCAGCAGUGCGGGGGCGUUCUGGAAGGUGGCGCUGUCGGCAGUGCAAGACGCCUGUCGGGAUGUGCAGCUGUCGGCUCUCCGCUCCCUCUCCCACCUCCUCGCCUCCCCUCGCUUGCUCGCGCCGCUGCUGCCACCGCUCCAGACCGCGCCACACCGCAGCAGCAGCGAGGGCGGAGUGGGUGCAGUGCUGGUGGCGGUGGUGCAGGGGGUGCAGCAGGAGAGGCGUGUGAAGGGGCGGGACGAGAUGAGGUGCCGGCGGCUGCUCAAGGUGCUGCUGCCCGCCCUCUCCCUGCCCUCCCUGCAGCCCCUCCUGAUGUCCCUGCUGCCUCAAGCUCUGCAUCCCGAGGAAGCACCACUGGCAGGGACAGCAGAGCCGAGGCAACCUGGCGGCCCCUCCCACGAGCCUGACAGCGCUGCAGCUAGCAGCGAUAGGAGUGGGGGUGCAGCGCUGUGGGCGGUGGUGCUGGAGGGCCGGGGCACGGGGAACCUGCUGCAGCUGGCUGCCACGUGGCUGCAGCUGAUUGGCGAGCAGAGCGCAGCGCACCAGCCGGUGAGUGUGCGACGGGCAGCAGCAGAGGCGGUGGUGUCAUCAGGACUGCUGCUGGAGGCGGGUAGAAUGGGGCACGUGCUGCGCUGUGAAGCACAGGGAGGGAAGGGAGAGGAGGGAGAGGAGGGUGGGGAGGGAGAGGAAGGAGGGGAGGGUGCAGUGAUGGAGUAUGCGAGGGUGGUGGUGCGGGCAUGGCUGACAGUGAUUCGCGUGAUGGAGGAUGAAGACGAGCCGCUCCGCAAGUCCCUCGCCACUGCCGUCCUCACCAUCACCACCACUGCCGCUGCUGACGCCGCACACCCACACGCACCACCCACUACAGCAGCAGUGUCCUCUUCCUUUGUGCCAGCGCAGGUGGAGCGGGCAGUGGAGGCAGCACUGGCACACGUGUCGCUGUGCCUGCACGCCUGCCCGCCCGCGCUGCUGCCCGCACACCUGGCGGCCUGGGUGCUUCACCCGGACUUUGUCUCCCCCUCGGGCUUUCAGCACCUCACUCCCUUGGACCGCCUGGGAGAUGAGCUGUGCUCUGAGAGCAGCAGUGGGGAUGGGAGUGAGUGCAUGGCAGCAACGAGUGUGUCGCAAGCAACAGCCGAGGAUGUGCAGAGGACAAGGAAGCUGGUCAAGGCAGCUGCGAGGAAGCUGCAGGAGAUGCCUGUGAAUCCCAUCCUGCAGAGUGUACUCUCAGAAGUGAUGCGGGCUAAUGCUGCAGCUGUUGAGAAUGCUGGUGCCCGGGAGAGACAUGGAAAGGGGGUGUGUCGGGAGAAUGAUGUGCUGUGGUGUGAUCCGCUUUUCCUCUUGCAUGCUCAGUCGUAUGGCAUGUGA
This is a messenger RNA of Closterium sp. NIES-65, 8676 nucleotides long. The record is from the annotation of a GenBank genome assembly. Lineage: Eukaryota; Viridiplantae; Streptophyta; Zygnematophyceae; Desmidiales; Closteriaceae.